GCCAAGCACUGAAGAAUGUGGUCAAUACCAAAGUGGGGGAAAGGGUCAGCCUGUCUUGUUGUCGUCAAAUUCCCAGCUCAGAAAGCCUCCAUACUUACCGGGCCUACUGGCAGAAGAACAUUACGGAGGUAGUGAUAGCCUACUCAGAGGGGAAUUUGAUGCCCAAGCCCAUGAACCGGACAGAGAUGGACCCCUGGAACCUCACCCUGUGGAUCUCCCCUGUGGAAAUCAUGGACAAUGGCUCUUAUAACUGUGUACUUCAGCAGAAGUCAGUUGUUCUGUGCGUUCAGCCUGUGGACCUUUUUGUUACAGCUGACUUCAGUAAGCCAAAAAUAACAGCAGAAGAAACCACUAAUUCUUGUGAAUCGACUGAGAUGGUGAUAAUGUGUUCUUCUCAUGGAGGUUACCCCAAGGCCAAAAUCUCUGGAACCAUCAACAACAUAUCCGUGGAGUGGAAUGCCAGCUGGGUGUCUGAGUCCAGCCUCAGCCCAUACAAUGUCACUGGCAAACUGGUACACAACAUGACCAAGGACAUCAACAUCACUUGCUCCAUUGAAUAUGAUGACUUCGCCACAUCCACCAGUUUGUUCCUGAGAAAAAAAGAUAACUGUGCUGUUCCUACUGUGCUUCCAUCUUAUAAUGUCAUUACUGCUUCAAGUAUCAUUGUUAUCAUCUUCAUUUUGGCUGUCCUCCUAGCAGCAAGAUAUCUCCCAAGGCUUGUUUGUUCUCACUGUAGCAAGCCCCAGGAUUUGGUGGGAGAGGGAGUGAAAGAAAGUACAAAGCUACCCAUGAGCUCUGCACUGACAUCUGAAACAUCAUCUGUAUGA
Messenger RNA from Acanthisitta chloris (rifleman), 827 nucleotides. Its product is annotated as T-lymphocyte activation antigen CD80-like. Gene Ontology annotation, cellular component: external side of plasma membrane. The annotation marks the transcript as partial. The record is from RefSeq and is a predicted model, not a curated record. NCBI's taxonomy places the organism in Eukaryota, Metazoa, Chordata, Aves, Passeriformes, Acanthisittidae. Gene Ontology annotation, biological process: cell surface receptor signaling pathway; negative regulation of T cell proliferation; positive regulation of T cell proliferation. The transcript has 4 exons.